This is a messenger RNA of Beta vulgaris subsp. vulgaris (sugar beet), 1452 nucleotides long. RefSeq names its product F-box/kelch-repeat protein At3g06240. Lineage: Eukaryota; Viridiplantae; Streptophyta; Magnoliopsida; Caryophyllales; Amaranthaceae. The coding region runs from base 83 to 1225 and encodes 380 amino acids. Gene Ontology annotation, molecular function: protein binding. The record is from RefSeq and is a predicted model, not a curated record. The transcript has a single exon.
UUAUCUGUGAAAGGUAAACGUAAAUUCUAACAUAAACCCUACCCAAAUUUCUCCUCCCGAUAAAACCCUAACUCCCAGAAACAUGUUUCCACAAGAAAUUAUCGUCGAUAUAUGUUCCCGAUUACCUGCGAAAUCAGUCGGAAGAUUUCGUUGCGUUUCCAAAUCAUGCAAUUCUCUUCUUUCCCAACCCCAAUUCAUCAAAAUUCACCUCAACCAAACCAAACAAUUCCCAAGAAAUCAAGAGUCACUCAUCUUCCUUGGUAUUCCUAAUUUCGUCCUCUAUACUACCCAAUUGAACAUUACCCACCACAUGUCCGAUGAAAUUACCGCUUUCGCAACGAAGCUCAAUUUUGCUAAUCACUGUGGCAUUAAUGGUGUAGCUUCUUGUGAUGGUUUGGUUUUAGUUAUAGAUCUGAAAUUCAAUAUGUGGUUGUUAAACCCAAUUACUAUGAAGAUUAAAGAAUUACCCAGCUCACAUGAUGUUCUUAAUUAUCCUGCUGAUCCUUCCAAUUCUGGAUUAUUUAAGUGCGUUUAUGGAUUUGGGUAUGAUUCAUUUAGUGAUGAUUAUAAGAUUGUUACCAUUUCUUUUCAUGACAUUAUUGUUAGUAAUGAUUAUCGUGAAAAUGAGUGUAGUGAAAGAUUUGUUAAUGUGUAUUCUGUUAGAAAUAAUUCUUGGAAGAAAGCUGAGAGUUCACCAUACUAUCAUAAGUUAUCUAGAGCUUCAGGGAUUUAUGUUAAUGGAUGCCUUCAUUGGGUAGCAUGUCGAUAUUCAGAUUUUUCAGAUUUUUCACCUGUGAUAGCAACAUUUGAUUUAAAAGAGGAAAGGUUUUACGAAAUGCCACUACCUAGUUCAAUUGAUUUUAAGAAAUCGUCCUUAUAUGUUGAGAUGCUUGGAGGGUGCUUAGUUAUUCAGGCUUUUAAUAGAUUUGGUGUCAAUGAUUUGUGGAAGAUGGAAGAAUACGGUGUCGCGAAGUCUUGGAGUCGAUUUUCGAUCAGUAAUCCUGACCUGCAAUUGAGUAGGCCUAUUUGUUUUUUAGGGGAUGAUCAAAUGUUGUUGUUGGAGCAUAGUGGUGUGUUGAGUGAAAAGCAUAUAAUGGCAUUAUGGAAUUUGGAAGAUGAUACUUUAAAGGAAGUUGAAGUUCAUGGCUUUGAGGGUAGAUGUUUUUCUACAAUGACUGUUGUGGAUAGCCUUGUCUCACCUUAUUGCUAUGAUGAAGCUAUAUGACAGUUUUGGUUUGUUCAUAGCAUUGAGGGUAGAUAGAUAUCUUGCUCGAGUAUGGAUCAUAAACUACUACUCCUGUGUUUCUGAUCUAAUAGGAUUGUAAGAAUUUUCACAGUUUUUAAGUAAGUUUUUCAACAUUUAUCUCUUUUGGAAUAUAUUGCAUAUUGAUAGAUGUUGAAAACACAUAUGUGAUCGUUGUGAAAAUCAAAACAUUGCAAUCAUUUCCUCUA